Molecule: messenger RNA, 1197 nt
Organism: Juglans microcarpa x Juglans regia
Lineage: Eukaryota; Viridiplantae; Streptophyta; Magnoliopsida; Fagales; Juglandaceae
Product: metalloendoproteinase 3-MMP-like
Exons: 1
Coding region: 48-989 (313 amino acids)
Biological process (GO): proteolysis; extracellular matrix organization; collagen catabolic process
Cellular component (GO): extracellular matrix
Molecular function (GO): zinc ion binding; metalloendopeptidase activity
Source: RefSeq, a predicted model, not a curated record
UCCAUCCCUACACCUUAAUUGCUUGAUUUCGCCAAUUAGUAGUACUCAUGGCUGCUAAAAGAUCUCACCUCUUCUCUUUGAUCACUCUCGGCCUCCUCCAUGCCCUCAUUUCUAUCCUUUCUCAUCCAACAACUCCACUUCAAUCUUCUGACCAAAAAAUAUCACCCUUUGAAUUUCUCAAGCAUCUUCAGGGAUGCCACAAGGGUGAGAAGCUCAAAGGUAUCCAUGACCUCAAAAUGUAUCUUGAAAAGUUUGGUUAUUAUCACAAAACCGAAAACAACACCCAUGCCAAUGAUGAUGAUUUUGAUGAACUCUUAGAAUUUGCCGUAAAAACAUACCAGCAAAAUUAUCAUCUAAAGGCCACUGGGACUUUGGAUGCUGAAACGGUAUCAAAGAUGACGAUGCCUCGUUGUGGCGUGGCAGAUAUCAUCAAUGGUACAAACUCGAUGCAAUUGGGCAACAAAAUGCAUCACCACUCGAGCUCAUUUCAUACUGUCUCUCAUUAUACUUUCUUUCCAAGUGCCCCAAGGUGGCCACCCUCAAAGUAUCAUCUCACCUACAGGUUUCACCUAGGAACCCCAACUCAAGCCAGGAGUCCUGUCACACGAGCUUUCCAAACGUGGGCAAGAAACACCCACUUCACUUUCUCGCAGACUCAUGUCCUGUCAAACGCAGAUAUCACUAUUGGUUUUUUUAGAAGGAAUCAUGGAGAUGGGUUUCCUUUUGAUGGACCUGGUGGAACCAUUGCUCAUGCAUUUGCGCCAACAGAUGGAAGAUUCCAUUAUGAUGCAGAUGAGCGCUAUAGUGUGGGUGCUACUCCUGGGGCAUUUGACUUGGAAACAGUUGCUUUGCAUGAAAUUGGGCACCUUCUUGGACUUGGACAUAGCUUAGUUCAAGGAGCAAUCAUGGAACCCUUUAUCUCUUUAGGAGUGACUAAAGGCUUGCAUCCAGAUGAUAUUGCAGGAAUUAGAGCCUUAUAUAAUGUUUGACACUACAUGAAAACUGUUUAUUUCCGGUCAGUUAUUUCUUUCGGAAAUAAUUAUUUUCUGCUAAAAUGAGUCUGUUUUCGUUGCAAAUAAUCAUUAUCAUCACAAUAGUUCGUCAAAUGCUCAUUUUUCUUGUAGCGUGAGAAAUGUCUAAGAAUUUAAUGGGAGUAGAUUAUUAUAGAAUAAAGCAUUUGUUGCUUAUAAAAUAAAC